Messenger RNA from Phalaenopsis equestris, 1026 nucleotides. RefSeq lists its product as uncharacterized. The coding region runs from base 63 to 938 and encodes 291 amino acids. Gene Ontology annotation, cellular component: chloroplast membrane. The record is from RefSeq and is a predicted model, not a curated record. The transcript is spliced from 3 exons. NCBI's taxonomy places the organism in Eukaryota, Viridiplantae, Streptophyta, Magnoliopsida, Asparagales, Orchidaceae.
AAUCAAGGGAGAAAUAAGGGGGGAAAAAAAAAAAAACAGCCCCUAAACCAGAGAAAGAGAGAAUGGUUGCGGCUCUUGCACUCCACCGCACAUUCCUCCACAUAAUUCCAUCGCCGGCGACUUCCCAUUCGCAGCCGGCGAACGGCAUCGAAGAUCCAACGAUCUACAAGCCUUUUUCCUUUCCUGCAUCUACUCAUGCGAAGGGGAUGCGAAGUAGGAGGACUUGUCGUCCGGCUCCACUGGCAGCGAGGGCGGAUGAUUCAUCGGCACCUUCGGAGAUGUCAGUAGAGAACGCUCUUAAGGUUCUCGGUGUGCGGGAAGGAGCCUCUUUUGAUGAAAUCCUUCGCGCUAAGAGUGCAAUCGUUGCCUCCUGCAAGGACGAUGAGAAAACCAUCGCCCAGGUAGAGGCUGCCUAUGAUAUGUUGCUCAUGAAAAGCUUAAAUCAGCGUAGGUCUGGGAAAGUUGCCAACAGUAACAUUCGCUAUGCCGACGUUAAGCCUGCUGGUAGUCCAGGCGCUGGAGCCUUGCCACAGUGGCUAAAAUCAGCGGCCAAGAAUGUACCUAUUUCUAUUGAAUCUCCAUCCGCCGACACUUUAGGCAUACAGGCAGGGGUUUAUGGUGCUCUAAUGGUCUUUACAUUGGUUAGUGGAGCCUCUACAAACUCAGCUGGAGUUUACAGUGGGACUGAUGUUCCAGGGCUGAUAUUAGUUGCUAGUUUUGGAGCCUCAAUCUACUUUUUGAGAAAGAAAAGCAUUAAUUUAAGAAAGUCGACUUUGAUGACUGCAGGUGGUCUUGUGGUAGGUGCGGUGGUGGGAUCUGCAGUUGAAAAUUGGUUGCAGGUUGACAUAGUGCCAUUUUUUGGCAUCCAUUCUCCUGCUGUCAUUGUAAGUGAAUUUAUCCUUUUGUCUCAGCUAUUGGUGUCUCUUUACCUGAGGUAGGUUUGAAGCUUAACAAAAUUUUACCAUGUAAUUGUCAACAUAUUCAAGCGUUUUAAGUUUUGUUUAGUUGCUUUGCAUGUAUAUGAUG